UUUCCUCCAAAGCCCUAGUCCCCUCCCUUCCUCUCUUUCUCUCUCCUUCCUAACAUACAGCACUGCACAAACACAAGGAAGAAUAUUAAUACGACCAUUAACAAGCGACGAUGAAAAUUUGAGUUUGCUCCACCUUUUUAAGGAAAAAACCCAAUCCCUUAUCAAUCUCGGAAAUCAAAGCUACUAAAAAAAACACCAACAGUUACCCUUGUGAGAGAUUUCUAGUAUUGCUCAACAAAUACUCACAACUUUGCUGAAUAGAGCAAACGACGAACUGGCCACUCACUCUCCCAUCAAUCUCAUCACAUUCUCAACAUCAAUAAAAUCUUCUUUUGCUUCACCAUUUCCAGGAACCCUAGAACAGCAACCCAGAUAAACUAUUCCAAGACACACAACACACAGAAAGAGAGAAUCAAAACAAUUAAGCCUUGGAUCUGCAUAGCAAAGCAAAGAACAAGGGCCAUGGAUUCAAAUAUUCAAGACUUUAUAGACACAUGUAACUCCGACAACACCUGCAACCUCAUCACAAAUAGCAUCACCACCGCCAACUUAACAGCUAGUUCUGCCUCUUCCUCUCCUGCUUCCACCUCCAUCACCAGCAGCAGCCGCUACGAGAACCAGAAGCGCCGUGACUGGAACACCUUCGGUCAAUACCUCAAGAACCACCGUCCCCCUCUCUCCCUCUCCAGGUGCAGCGGUGCACACGUCCUUGAAUUUCUAAGGUACCUGGAUCAAUUUGGGAAGACCAAAGUGCACACACCGAUCUGCCCUUUUUACGGGCACCCGAACCCUCCGGCGCCAUGUCCAUGUCCUCUUAGGCAAGCUUGGGGGAGCCUUGACGCACUCAUAGGGCGUUUGCGUGCAGCUUUUGAGGAAAAUGGAGGGAAGCCAGAGGCAAACCCUUUUGGAGCCCGAGCUGUGAGACUCUACCUUCGUGAGGUUCGUGAUCUGCAGUCCAAAGCCAGAGGAAUUAGCUAUGAGAAGAAGAAAAGAAAGCGUCCACCACCUCAGCAACAACCCAUGCCAAUACCUCAUCACCCUCUUCCUCCUCCAGGUGCAAGUGCAACUCAUUAGAGGAAUUCAAUUCUCACACUCCAUGCCAAAUUCUACCACCUCCCUCUCUCACUCAAUCUUUUUCCUUUGUGUCCAAACUCAAAAAACCUUCAUCUCCAAGUGGGAUCUCUUCUUUUAAUCCCAAUAUGCUUUUAGAGUUAUGAUCUAGCUAAUUUAGUAUCAUGAUAUUUAGGGUUUUUUUUAUUUUAUUUUUCUUUGUUAAUUUUUUUAAGUUGGUGAAAGCUGCUAUAUCUCUGGUCCAUAUAGACUGUUUGUCUUUGGAUCCUGUUUGGUCAGGGAGAAGCAAAAGUCUAAAAUUAAAUUCUGGGAUAUAUCAUGCAUCUCUCUGCUUUAAAAGCAGACAGUGCGGUACUGGUAGUAGACUGAUAGUGCGUGGGAAGUACUGAAAAGUGGAAGUGAGACUGUGAGAGAGUGAAUGGAUAUACAUGGAAGCCAUGAUCCUUGUGAUGAGGAAACCAAAAGUAUGGUAUUAUCAUUCAUAGUUCUAUAUAAUAUAUGUACUUUUCCUUUUCGCUA
Messenger RNA from Glycine soja, 1590 nucleotides. RefSeq names its product protein LIGHT-DEPENDENT SHORT HYPOCOTYLS 4-like. NCBI's taxonomy places the organism in Eukaryota, Viridiplantae, Streptophyta, Magnoliopsida, Fabales, Fabaceae. Gene Ontology annotation, biological process: mRNA transcription; response to light stimulus. Bases 463 to 1074 code for a protein of 203 amino acids. Gene Ontology annotation, cellular component: nucleus. The transcript has 3 exons. The record is from RefSeq and is a predicted model, not a curated record.